GAUGACUGACGAUGCUUCUUUGUAUAUUCUUUGUAGAUCAUGCUACAAUGGCUGGUGCUGUGCGUCCUGCUUUGUGGGGAAUUGUUCCUGGAAGUUAGGGCUAAGACUGUAUGCUACGGUGAUGAGUUCAAAAUCUCCUCAGACUUCUAUUUGUAUAACCGCAUAUACUUCACCCCAAACAAACCUGGAGCUGACAGGAUCCUGCUAUUAAAUGAAACUGAGGUGUAUGACCCUCAUUACGAGUUGAGAGGCUCAAAACUCGUCAUUCGAGCAGUGAAAGAACGGGAUGAAGGGACAUACUACAUGGAGUAUUUGAACCAGAAGCUUUUUCAAUUUUCCAUCGAACUAAAAAUCAGAGACUGCUCUAACAAAAGGUCUUUGACUUACGGAAAUUCCUUCAGAAUUUCUUUGCCAUCUCGGAGCAUGAGCCUAGAGUUCUCCUCUCGCUCUGGUUCUCCUGUUGAGCUGUGGAGCAGGACGAGGCAUCAGCCGAGUAGGGGAGCACUCCGGAACCAACAGUGGAUUCUUGACAGUGUGACAUCAGCUGACCAGGGCCACUACACAGUCUGGGACCGUGAUGGGAGGAUGGUGUCCAGAACUCAUCUGGAAGUUGUUGCGGAGGACAUUGAGCUCACAGCUGAGGUGAACAGUGAGAUAACCAUCCAAAUAACACGGGAUCCAUCUGAGACUGAUAUUGUCCUGCUCAGGGAGGGAGAGAGAGAUAUGCUUGUGUUUCAAAAGGGUUACAUGCCUUAUGAGGCGAAGAAGUUCUUCCCAGGUGGCUAUAAUCUGGAUAACUACUGGCCCUCCAUGUCCUAUUUUGAGUUAUGGGACCUCCAAACCCAACAUUCUGGAAUCUACGAAGUUCGCGACUCCACAGGACAUGUUGUGCGCCGAAUAGAUCUCAAAGUGAUUGAUAGCAACACUGCCAAAUACAUCAUGAUUCCCUUUAUUGUCAUCUUCCUUGCCAUUGUACUGUGUUGCCUUUGUAAAAAGAAGUGCUGUAAAAAGCAAAGAAAGCCGUCCACCCCCUCAGAAACUCCAGCUCCGCCUGCUGACCCUGCACAUCGUGUUUACUACCACGAUCCUGCUAUUGUGUCACCUCCAGGAUACUCCAGUCAGCCAUCAGCUACAGGCUCAAGCACCACCUGGGGUUACACUCCUAUUGUUUCCACACUUCAGAAAAAUGAGUCGAGCGAGAUUGUGACGACAGCUUGUGUAGUACCACCACAGCCUGAGGUGUCGGAUGCAGAGACAAAAGCUGCACCCACAUUCUCUCUGGACACAGACUGUUUACACGUGUCUGAUCCAGGCAGCCAGUUUAAACCUCGGGGGGGUGUUCAAUACGGAGACUCUUUCCCCCUCAGUUCAGACACAGCCAUCGAGCAUGUCUACAAUUCUGAUAAACUCAAUUUCCUCUAGCGCUAAUGUGUGUCAUGUUCUCGUUGCUCUGGUGAGAAUCACAGUGCGAAUCUCAGAUUUCUCUAAAGGAGAUUGUCUGGGCCCAGAACUGGAUCAGAAACCUUUGACUUGUCUCCAUGUUUCAAGUGUGAAUACAUAUAUGCUUAUCUGUAUCUUAACUGAAUAUGGAAAUUGAAGGCCAUAGAAUAGUCAAUUGCAAAGUGAUGAGGUAUGUCAGAAGUUAUCCAUAAGAUCCAAAACCGGACUAAGUGGGUUUUAUCAGACGUGGUUUCAUUUUGGUUUAUGACCAAAUCUACCGAUUUGAUUCAAAGCCAUAAAACUUUAGAUCACAUCCCAGUGGGAAGUCAGACUCUGUGCAUUUGAUUCAAAGCCAUAAAACUUUAGAUCACAUCCCAGUGGGAAGUCAGACUCUGUGCAUUUUUUUGUCAUAUCUUGUGGGUAAUCUUCAGCUCUAAUGUACAAUUGUCCAGUCCUUACCUUUAUUGCCUAUAAUUUUGUUUUUGAGUUGGGUUAUUCUUAUAUAUAUAUAUAUAUAUAUAUAUAUAAUUUUUAUAUGUGGACUGAAUAUGUGUCUCUUAGGUUUUCUCAAUUUUAAUAACUUAAGCUCACUUCAUAUCUGGGAGUAUUAUCACUCUUGACACUACAGGAGCUCUACAAAUACUCUUUUUGCUAAUAUGGAUUUUAAUGGCUUUCUUUCUGAUUUUUUUUUCUACUGGCGCCUAGUUGUUGUUGUUUUUUUUUUUGUUUUUUUUUAA
Chanos chanos (milkfish) is the source of this 2177-nucleotide messenger RNA. RefSeq lists its product as uncharacterized. The record is from RefSeq and is a predicted model, not a curated record. Lineage: Eukaryota; Metazoa; Chordata; Actinopteri; Gonorynchiformes; Chanidae. The coding region runs from base 40 to 1422 and encodes 460 amino acids. The transcript is spliced from 10 exons.